AUGGCGGCUCCGGGCGAGCGAGAGGCGGGCGGCGGCGCUGAGGAGGCGUUUCUCACCUUCUACACGGAGGUAAAGCAAAUCGAAAAGCGAGAUUCUGUUUUAACUUCAAAAAAUCAGAUUGAAAGGCUUACCAGGCCUGGGUCCUCCUAUUUUAAUCUGAAUCCCUUUGAGGUACUACAGUUGGAUCCUGAAGUCACUGAUGAAGAAAUAAAGAAAAGAUUCCGUCAGUUAUCCAUAUUGGUCCAUCCUGACAAAAACCAAGAUGAUCCUGACAGAGCACAAAAAGCUUUUGAAGCUGUCGACAAAGCAUACAAGCUAUUGUUGGACCAGGAGCAAAAGAAGAGAGCCUUGGAUGUGAUACAGGCUGGAAAAGAAUAUGUGGAGCACAUUGUAAGUAUCGCACAUGGCAGCCAGCCUGUGAUCCAAGGGGAGAGGUGUGAACUACAGCAGUUGGCAUCUGUCUGUGUAUUGCUUAGACUGAAAAUUAUAUAUGUUUAAAUUAUUCCAAA
This is a messenger RNA of Crotalus tigris (Tiger rattlesnake), 509 nucleotides long. RefSeq names its product dnaJ homolog subfamily C member 8-like. Bases 1 to 498 code for a protein of 165 amino acids. The record is from RefSeq and is a predicted model, not a curated record. The transcript has 5 exons. Lineage: Eukaryota; Metazoa; Chordata; Lepidosauria; Squamata; Viperidae. Gene Ontology annotation, cellular component: nucleus.